AGCGAGCAACACACACAGGAAGUCCUGUCUGGGAUUGUCCAUUCCAAUCCUGAUUUAUACAGGAAGAAAAGCAUAAAAAGCCUCCCUUCCACCUCUAAAGGGACCUCCUGCCUGCCUGCAGCACCAGUGACCAGCCACGCCAGGGAGGCACAGGAGAGGAGCAGAUGCAGCCAGCUGGGGAGGAGAGGCUUUGGCCAUGCAGCAGCGACAAACAGCAGAGGAGGUGGUGGCUGGGUUGUGGAGAGUUGCUUGGAGCAGAAGAAGGUGGCCUAUUUCCCAUGGCUACUGCAGAGGGGCGCAGAGAGGAGGAGAGGACGUAGCAGGUCAAAGUCUGGGUUUUAAGGCUGUGGGAGCAAACAGAGACAGUGGCAAGAACUAUACAGUAAGAAAUCAUGGUGCCGUUUAAAGGAAGCAUCCUCCGUUCAUGACAAAUGACUGAUUUCAACAGAUCAGGGUUCCCCACUGAAGAGAGACAUGCAUUAAGAGCCAGUGCUUCCCACUGAAGAGUGACACCCCUUCAUGCCACACAAUAUCGCACAGCAGGAAAGAAAGAGCCAGCAGAGGACAGGAAAUGCAGAGGAUCAGCUGCCUCCUCAUGGGAUUUGUCUUAAUCCUUGGUGUGACCAGCACUGAGUGUUUUGCCCGGUCAGGGUAAGCCUCUUCUUUGUCCAUCCUUCAGAAGUCUGGCUUGCCGCAUGCAUACCGCUGGGUUUCUCUGCAAGCCAGAAUAAGGACUGGCCUUUCAGGGGGCCAGGCUCAAGGAGACAUGAAAGGCCAAGUUCAGCCAGUCUGCUGCACAUGAAUGAGCCGCUUUCUAGGUGCGGGGACAGGCAAGAGACAACCUUGAAGAUUCUUCUUGGGGUAGUGUAGGUGUUUGUUUGUUUGCUGCGUCUAUAAAGCAGAAAGCCAUCCAAAUACAUUCAAGCGUAUCGGUCUAGGUCCAUGCAGCAUAUACAAAGAGAGUAUCUUUGCCACUUGACUUAGGGAGUCAAAAAGCUAAAUAGAGCAUACACAGCUAAAGAUUUCUUAUUGUGUCUUUAGUGUACACUCCUGCAGGCAUAUACCCCCUUCAAGCAUAAGUGCAAACACACCACUGACACACCCACCCACAUGCAUUCACACACACGUACACACUCCAGAUGCACCCCCCCCCCCGCCAGUACACAUGUAUAUAUGCAUGCACACACAAAUGACCGGUUCACCACGUUCAAUAUCCUGCCACAAGUAGCAGCCAAUAUGAGAUGCAUCAAACUAGUGCAAAAUCUCAUACCCCUAAGUCGGCAAUGCUGUAGAUGGUGGAAAAAUUCCUUCCUGACCACCGUGUCAAUCAGUUUGUGCCCUGAAGCAUGGGAUUUGAUGUCCCCUAUCUGAUCAUGCAUAACUGCUAUUAUUAUUGUAAUUAGAGAUGGGUUUGAACCAAAUCCCUGGAUCGAAACACACUUUGAACUGGGGGGAAAUUCAGAUUUGGACAUAAACUGGGCAACAAGCCCUCAACUCUCUAAUGGGUCAAAACAGCAUCCCAGCUCCAAAGCAAAACUUCCCCCUGACUGCCAUCUUAAAAUUCAGGGAAGUCUGGAUUUGACUCCCCCGCUCCCCCGAGUUAACUCAUUUCCCACUAACUUUGUAAAUAUUGAUAUCUGGACCCCAGUUUUGUAGUUCUGACCUAUCUCGUAUGGUUUUACAGUGAGUGACCCAGCCCAUUGCUACAAUAUCGAAUCUUUUGCAGUCCUGUAGUAAGGAAGUCCACAAGCUGAAUCUCUCUGUCUUGUGCACAUGCACAUGUAUGUGCGUGCGUGCACACACACACAAGGCUGGCUGUUGAUAUACAUACACACACCCAGAGUAGAUAGAUCUUCAUAAUAAUGUCAGCAAAACUGCCUCUUUCAUACCAUUAAUCCAGCAGGGUGAAAUGAGUUAUCCUGAAUUAAUGGAAGGCAUCUGGUGUCAGUGUUUCAGCACUUUAGUUCAAGUUUCUAAUUUGUCUGGGAAGCUGACACAAAUAAUCGGGUUUCUUAGUGGGCUUCUACUCCAGAGGCUAAGAUCUGUGCCAGACAACAUCCAGCUGAACAGAACCUCUCAAGCUGGCAAAAGGGUGCAAAAAUCUUUAACCAAGAACUCUUUGGAUGUGAAGUUCAUGAAACUUUUACAUUGCAUGUGUGUGCGUAUGGAGGGGAGAAGAUCCUGAUCUCAGCAACCCUGGUGCAAAUUUAGAGCUACUUAGUGGAAGGGAUUUUACCCCACUGAGCAGAAUCUGGUCCUUGCUGUUUUUUCUCAUCACCUAGGUGUUGUUUUUCAGUGCUGUCACAGUCUCGGAACGAAAACAAAUCAAAGGCCAUUUAAAAAGCAAAUGAUUUUUCUUACAGCGUUGACAUGUCCCCUUUAAUCUGCUGUUCGGGGGAAAAUGAUUCCCCCCACUAAUUGAUUUGGAUUCCUCUCCUUUGCACGGUAACUUUACAGCAGCCUGCGUCAGCCUCUGUUCUGAGACCUUGCAUGGCAGUCACCCAGCAGCCCUUUCGCUGCAGAUACCUGUUCCCGACAUUGGAAUGAGUGGAAUUGUUUUCAGGGAGAUUGGAGAUGGCCAGCAAGGGCGCCUGGAUGCAAACUGUAGAGGUAGCCUUGCAGCUUUGAGGGGAGAAGGGAGCGUAUCUGCGAGUGUAGAACCUCGUUGAGAUAUGUGCAGAAUAUAAGCUCUCAGUUGCGUGAGGCCCACUGCAGUGGCGCAGGAUAUAGAGCUGAUAUUCAAGAUAUUUACUUGUGUUAAGUUUUGGAAGCCCUAUCAGCUCCUCUUCCCAGCUGCACCCCAAAAACUCUGCUCCAGUAAAUGAGGAAUUAAGGGGGCCUUAGCAAUUGCAUCUUAACCGACCCUCUGCGAGGUUCUUGGCCAGAGUCUCUGCUACUGGAAAUUGGCAUAGCUCCAUUGGAGGCAUGGGGCCAUUGACACUAGCUGAGAAUCAGGUCCCUCAUGGGCCAAAUGCAGCCAUGGAGUAAGAGGGCACAGUUGCACAGAUGGCAGUGGUGUUACAUCCUCUUGCACUGGAGCUGGAUUUGGCUCCAUGGAAGGGUUUUCAGAGCACAUUCCUUACCUGCAUUCCUACACCUGCCUUCGGGCCUGAUUCCCUGUUGCUUUAUGCCUGUCGCUUUCGCUUUGUGUGGGACACGAUGCCUUCUGUCUAGCCGCAGGGUGUGCUCUGUAGAGAUGCAGAAGAGAGCCGCUUCGUAUGUGGAGUCCCACGUGCAGCCUGUCUACCAGCCCUACCUCACAACGUGCCAGGGACACUGGCUCUGCAGUUCGUACAGAACCACAUACAAGGUUGCCUAUCGCCUGGCCUACAGGAGGUUUUCCCAGCCCAUGUAUAUGUGCUGCCCCGGAUGGAGACGGGCAAAUCCCCAUGCAGUCGGAUGCAACAAAGCCAUUUGCAGGUUGCCUUGUCAAAAUGGAGGGAGCUGCUCAGCCCCAGACAGAUGCUCCUGUGCCCCAGGCUGGAGGGGGAAAUCCUGCCAGUCAGACGUGGAUGAAUGCGCUGGCCCGCGCCACGGCUGCAGCCAGCAUUGUGUCAACACACCUGGGAGCUAUGGCUGUGCCUGUGUGGCUGGUCACAGGCUCUCCGCCGAUGGGAAAUCAUGCCAUGCUUCGGCAUCACCCACUGACACAGAGACCUCUGCCUUCCCUGCCCUCAAUCGAUCAGGCGCCUCCAGUGAAAUGAAGGAAGAAAUGCAAGCCCUCAGGAACCAGGUGGAAGUGCUGGAGCAGAAACUCCAGUUACUCUUGGCUCCAUUCCAUAACCUCAUGCCAUCGGCAGCAGAUGACAUCAGCACAGACCCCAUCAGCCAGCUGUUCUACGCCCUGCGGCAGCUGGAUAGAAUUGAGUCUCUGAGUGAGCAGAUCUCCUUCCUGGAGGAGCGACUGGAGACGUGUUCAUGCAAGAACGAACGCUAACAACAACAACAACAAGAGAAGCAGCACUUCAUUAUAGGAGCAGAGUGAAUUUGUAACCCUGGAUUUCCUAUCUCAGCACCUCUUGACCCAGCCUGGCAAAAGAGGCCACGACGCCUUCAGGAUGACGUGGGAUGGAGGCAUAAAGAGCUUAUUUUGAUACAAAGGGCCCUAGGGUGUUUUUCCAAGAAUUGAGCUGCUUGGAGACAGAUUUUAACUUGGAUUUAUUUUUUGCCCCUAUGACAAAGUUGUACGAGAUGCUCAGGAUUAUAACACUUUCUUCCAAGCGCUUGGCCAGCUGGCAUAGCAUCAGCCAGUGCCACACAAGACUUGCUAAAAGCAAAACCAUUUGGUGCUUAAAUUUGUUUGUGACUGAGAGUCAGGUGAAAUCCUAGGCCAACAAUUAAUUGUGUGGUACCACAGCAUGAAAUCUGUGCAAGCUGCAGCUUGUUUAGCUUAGAAAUCUACAUUGUUAAGAGCCUAUAUAGCCAGACCUUGCUAUUGCUAGUACCCAGGGGGGAAAGUUUUGCCAAACCACACAUUGCUUCACUAUUAGAGCAGCAGAUAGAGAUACAGGAGGGCUGGAUUCUGCUCCUUGGCUUUUCCACCACCUCCUUUUUACACAUACCUGAAAUUCACACAGAUUCAAAAUGGACCAAGUCAAAUCUGGUCACUAAAACCUUGCCCCUGAGAGAGCUAGUAUAUAUUCUCCAUUUGAAAUGCUAGAGGGCAUGGGAAGAGGAGAGGGAUAAUCCCUUUGCUUCUUAAAAAUUGGCUUCAUUUACACACUGAAGCCUGGCACACUUGCUUGCCUAUGUGUCAAGAUAACCAGCCAGUUUUGCCAGCUAAACCAGCCUUGGCUCAGAAUGGAACUAGGAGUGGCAGAAUAGCUGUAUUUAAAAGUAGGAAGGGAUGCACAUUGCCAGGUUGCUGUGGGCAAAGCCUGCAGCGCUCAUGCCUUUUUGCAUGGUUAUCUUAAGGCUGCUGGAGGAAGGGUCCUAAUGUUUCUAGAAAACUAACAAGUCUUCUAUGGUACAAUGCUUUUCUACUUAAACAGCUGGAGACUUGAGGUCUAUUAGCUGAGCACUGUGUAGGGUGGUGCAGUUUUUGUAUUAAAGUUAUGGCCUGUA
Molecule: messenger RNA, 5064 nt
Organism: Dermochelys coriacea (leatherback sea turtle)
Lineage: Eukaryota; Metazoa; Chordata; Testudines; Dermochelyidae
Gene: EGFL7
Product: EGF like domain multiple 7
Exons: 10
Coding region: 2963-3937 (324 amino acids)
Biological process (GO): anatomical structure development
Cellular component (GO): cell surface; extracellular region
Molecular function (GO): signaling receptor binding; calcium ion binding
Source: RefSeq, a predicted model, not a curated record